Molecule: messenger RNA, 384 nt
Organism: Rosa rugosa (rugosa rose)
Lineage: Eukaryota; Viridiplantae; Streptophyta; Magnoliopsida; Rosales; Rosaceae
Product: pentatricopeptide repeat-containing protein At4g38150-like
Exons: 1
Coding region: 1-384 (127 amino acids)
Molecular function (GO): protein binding
Source: RefSeq, a predicted model, not a curated record
AUGGAGAUCUACUCCAAGGCUGACAGGUCCAAGGAGGCUCUCAGGGUGUUCCAGAGGAUGAUAUCCCUUGGUGUUGCUCCCAACGCAUACACCUAUAGUGUUCUCAUCAAGGCACUCACUAAAGACCCCAACUUCCUUGAUGAUGCCAAGCAGUAUGUGCUGGAAAUGAUGGGGAAUGGAAUGCAACCCACUGCCAAGACCUACACCACUUUGUUUUAUGCUUUUGCCCAGCUGGGGAAGGAUAAGUUGAAGGAGGUUAAGGAGUUUGUGAAGCAGAUGAAAGCCAGGGGUUUUGUAGCUAACAAGAAAGCUGUGAAGGAAGUUCUGAAGGGUAAAAAAGCACCUAUUGCUAGAAUGGUCAUCAACAUUCUCUUUGCUGAGUAG